This is a messenger RNA of Naegleria fowleri, 1140 nucleotides long. RefSeq lists its product as uncharacterized. Bases 1 to 1140 code for a protein of 379 amino acids. The transcript has a single exon. The record is from RefSeq and is a predicted model, not a curated record. NCBI's taxonomy places the organism in Eukaryota, Heterolobosea, Eutetramitea, Acrasida, Naegleriidae.
AUGAUGAAGCGACCCUUGACUGUCAUUGCGAGUAUCAAAGGAAGAAAAGAUUUGUUGUUGAAAGGUGUAUGGUUUUUCAAGAAAUCAUCAUCAUCGGAAGGAGCAAGUGAGCUUCUUCUCCAUCAACGGAUGAUGCAGCCAUUAAUGAGCAAUCAUAGUUCAAGACGACAUUUUUCAAUCGGAAGAAAUUUGCAACAACAACAACAAGAUAAUUCAUCAUCAUCACAAAAACCAUCCCUUGAAAAAACAUUGGAACAAGACUUUCCUUCUCAAAAAUCCAGUAGAACUUCAGUUUCAACUCAACCCGAUAAACCAAAACCUCUUUCUUCAAUUCUCAAAUCACCAUUCAUCAAAACCGAAGACGAGAGAAAUCAAUUUCUUGGAACGUUCCGUGAAAUUAUUUCGGUAAGCCUGAAAGAAGUUCCUAACUCUGCCGUUGUUAUUUCCGGUAUUUUGUGUCUUCCUUUAAUUUUUGGUGCCACUUCGUUCUAUAUCUCGUCGCUUCCUGCUUCCUUAUUGCUCGAAUAUCAGCUUAAUUAUGCAAGCAUGUUGCUGGUUUUAUUUGGAUCCACUCAUUUAGGUCUUGAAUUUGUAAAUUUUAUCAACAAAAAGAAAUUUAAAUCAUUUUUGGAGGCACAAAAACCUUUAUUGCCAUUUACUCCCACGAAACUACAACAAGAGGGUACUACUCCAAUCAUUGAUAUUGAAAAAGAAUUGGAGACAAGAAAGUCCUCACAUAGUAUUAUUAGAGGAGUACUCUCUUGUCUUCCUCCCAUGGUCGGAUUUUUAUGCUUGUCACUUCCUCUUCUUCAAUCAACCCUUCUUCUCUCCCUAACAUUUAUUGUUAUGACCUACUAUGACGCUUAUUUAACUGCACGUGGAUUAGCUCCUCAAUGGUUUGUUUCCUUGAAGGUUCCUUUCACACUGAUUAUUGUAACAACACUCAUCGUUUCCUUUUUCUUUUACAUUGUUUAUGGAGCUAUGCAACAAUUUGAAAAACAUUCCGACAAAUUGACCCAUGUUGAUGAAAAACAAUCAAGAACAAGUUCUAGAGAAGGAAUUGAUUUCCUUGCUAUGGCAGAAGCAAAGCAAAAACGAUUGAAAGAAUUGGCAAAUCAAAAUCCAGUACUGAAUAAAUGA